AGCUGCGUUGCUUAACCUAUUGCCUAUGUAUUAAAAUUCGAUCGUCUCCUUCCUCAACAUCAAUCUGCUACGCUUCAUUUUCUUCAAAAACUCAUCAAGAAGACAUGGACGUCUUCUUCUCUUAUCUCCUUCAUCUUGCAGUCUUCUUCAUCUCUCUAUCUCUCAUCUUUCUUCUCUACAAACAGAAGCCUUCAGCCUCCCAUGGCGACAACCUUCCACCUGGUAACAAAGGGUGGCCAUUUGUCGGUGAAAGUUUGGAAUACCUCAAGGUUGGACGGCGGGGAGAGCCUGAGAAAUUCAUUAAAGAUAGAGUAAGCAAGUACUCGCCGGACGUUUUCCAAACCUCGUUGCUCGGAGAAAGAAUUGCUGUCUUCUGUGGAGCUUCAGGAAACAAGUUGUUAUUUACAAGUGAGAAAAAGUAUGUGACUGCAUGGUGGCCUCGUUCAUUAAUGAAAGUGCUGUUCCAGGAUUCUCUUCAACUUUCAUUGAAAGAAGAAUCAACAAGAAUACGUAGAUUAUUGCCUGAAAUUCUUAAAACUGAAGCUCUGCAACAUCACAUUCCUGUAAUGGAUUCCAUGGCAAGAGAACACCUGAAGAAAGAUUGGUAUCCUUAUAAACAAGUGAAGAUCUUCCCACUUUCAAAGAAGUACACAUUUGCAUUAGCUUGCAGAUUGUUUCUGAGCAUCAAAGAUCCAAAUCAGGUUACCAAAUUUGCUGAUCCUUUUGCUCUUGUAACUUCUGGGAUGAUGUCAGUGCCCAUGAAUUUUCCAGGUACAGCUUAUAACAGAGCUAUUAAAGGAAGCAAAUUCAUACUUAAUGAGCUUUUAGUGAUGAUCCAGCAGAGAAAAAUGGAGAUGUUGGAGAAGAAAGAGACAGCUUAUGCAGAUUUGUUAAAUCGUAUGCUUCUUGCAAAAGAUGAGAAUGGAAGGCCAUUGAUGAGCGAGAUUGAAAUAGCUAAUCGGAUAAUGGCACUUCUUAUUGCUAGUCACGAUACAAUAAGUACCACUAUAACAUUUACUCUCAAGAAUCUUGUGGAGCACCCACACGUCUAUACUAAAGUCCUCAAUGAACAAAUGGAGAUUGCAAAGUCUAAGGCUCCAGAAGAGUUGCUGAACUGGGAAGACGUUCAGAAGAUGAAAUAUUCAUGGUGUGUCGCUUGUGAGACAAUGAGGCUACUACCACCUUCUCCAGGAGGAUUCAGAGAGGCUAUAACUGACUUUACUUAUGCAGGUUUCACCAUUCCAAAGGGCUGGAAGGCUCACUGGACAGUGUAUUCAACCCACAAAAAUCCGAAAUAUUUUCCAAAUCCAGAAAAAUUUGAUCCUUCAAGAUUUGAAGGAGAUGGACCUGCACCAUACACUUUUGUCCCAUUUGGAGGAGGACCUCUCAUGUGUCCUGGAAAAGAAUAUGCUAGAUUAGAGAUUCUUAUUUUCAUGCAUAAUGUGGUGACCAAGUUCAAAUGGAAGAAAGUGAUUGAAGAUGAGAAGGUCAUAUUUGAUCCAACUCCCAUUCCAGUGAAUGACUUACCAAUUCACCUUGAACCUCUUUAGAUUUUGUAUCCUUUGUAGUAGCAAAACUUGUUAAUUUCUUGUAAUGAAAUAAAUUCUGAAUUUUAGUAAGUUAAAAAAUAUAGUGGUUCGAGUAUAAGAUUUAUGUUUACAGACUGUGAUGAAAUGAAAAAGUGUGAUAUAAUAUUUUGGAGCUCUUAAAACCUAAUUAUAAUGUAUGUCCUAAAAUU
This is a messenger RNA of Manihot esculenta (cassava), 1738 nucleotides long. Its product is annotated as beta-amyrin 28-monooxygenase. Gene Ontology annotation, molecular function: monooxygenase activity; oxidoreductase activity, acting on paired donors, with incorporation or reduction of molecular oxygen; iron ion binding. The coding region runs from base 105 to 1550 and encodes 481 amino acids. Gene Ontology annotation, biological process: sterol metabolic process. The transcript is spliced from 3 exons. The record is from RefSeq and is a predicted model, not a curated record. Lineage: Eukaryota; Viridiplantae; Streptophyta; Magnoliopsida; Malpighiales; Euphorbiaceae.